Phalaenopsis equestris is the source of this 1657-nucleotide messenger RNA. Its product is annotated as eukaryotic initiation factor 4A-6. The transcript has 5 exons. Gene Ontology annotation, biological process: cytoplasmic translational initiation. The coding region runs from base 148 to 1392 and encodes 414 amino acids. Gene Ontology annotation, cellular component: cytoplasmic stress granule. NCBI's taxonomy places the organism in Eukaryota, Viridiplantae, Streptophyta, Magnoliopsida, Asparagales, Orchidaceae. Gene Ontology annotation, molecular function: translation initiation factor activity; RNA helicase activity; ATP binding. The record is from RefSeq and is a predicted model, not a curated record.
GCCGCGCUCGGAUUCCUUCUUUAAAAGGUGCGCCGCAGGCUCCGGAGAAGCAACCAGCCGUUGAAUCCGAGGCUCGAUCUCGGAUUCAGCAGUUCAACGAUUCAAAUCCCUCGAGUGAUCCGCUUCCCUACGGUCUUAUUUGCAGACAUGGCUGGAUUGGCGCCAGAAGGAUCUCAGUUUGAUGGUGCAAAAUAUGAUUCCAAAAUGGAUGAAGUACUUGCACCACAAGAAGGACAGGAUUUCUUCACACCAUAUGAUGAGGUAUAUGAAAGCUUUGAUCACAUGGGCCUCCAAGAAAACCUUUUGAGAGGCAUUUAUGCUUAUGGUUUUGAGAAACCAUCAGCAAUUCAGCAGAGAGGAAUUGUCCCCUUUUGCAUGGGACUUGAUGUCAUUCAACAAGCACAAUCUGGAACCGGUAAAACUGCAACUUUCUGUUCUGGAGUUCUGCAACAACUUGAUUAUGGACUAGUUGAAUGCCAAGCCUUAGUUCUUGCACCAACCCGAGAGCUUGCUCAACAAAUUGAAAAGGUCAUGAGGGCACUUGGUGAUUACUUGGGUGUUAAAGUUCAUGCUUGUGUGGGAGGAACUAGUGUUCGUGAGGACCAAAGGAUCUUGUCUGCUGGUGUUCAUGUUGUUGUUGGCACACCUGGGCGUGUGUUUGAUAUGCUGAGAAGGCAAUCUCUCCGUCCUGACUACAUCAAGAUAUUUGUUUUGGAUGAGGCUGAUGAGAUGCUCUCACGGGGUUUCAAAGAUCAGAUAUACGAUAUCUUUCAGCUUCUUCCUCCUAAAAUCCAGGUUGGAGUUUUCUCUGCCACCAUGCCACCAGAAGCCCUUGAGAUCACCCGCAAAUUCAUGAAUAAACCUGUCAGGAUUCUUGUGAAAAGAGAUGAACUCACCCUGGAAGGUAUCAAACAGUUUUAUGUCAAUAUUGGCAAGGAGGAGUGGAAACUGGAGACCCUCUGCGAUCUCUAUGAAACCCUAGCCAUCACCCAGAGUGUGAUCUUUGUGAACACCCGUCGCAAGGUUGAUUGGCUCACUGACAAACUAAGGAGCAGCGAUCACACAGUCUCAGCCACACACGGAGACAUGGAUCAGAAUUCUCGUGAUAUCAUCAUGCGUGAAUUCCGAUCCGGUUCCUCUCGAGUUCUCAUAACAACCGAUCUUCUCGCUCGUGGCAUCGAUGUGCAGCAGGUUUCCCUUGUGAUAAACUACGAUCUGCCGACCCAGCCGGAGAAUUAUCUCCAUCGCAUCGGACGAAGCGGACGGUUUGGGAGGAAGGGCGUUGCAAUAAACUUCGUCACCCAGGACGAUGAGAGGAUGCUUUAUGAUAUCCAGAAGUUCUACAAUGUGGUGAUAGAAGAACUGCCAUCAAAUGUUGCAGAUCUCAUAUAAAUUGGAGGUGCAACCUUAUUUGUUUUAUGAUUUAUAUGUUGUUCUCUGCAAAUUUUAAUAUUUGUUUGAUUGAGCAAGUGAGGAUUGGGGUCAUUGGUCUUAGUUUUGGUUAGAGCAAAAUAUUAUUGUACCUGGUUUUUUGGCCUUUACAUUUUGCAAUUAUUUCUAGGUGUUGCUGCUUUUGUCAUGCUGUCUGACACAGUUAUUAUGGAUCAGUUUAUGUUGUUUAAAACCUUUUUUUUGUUUAUCCACACUUCUAUGAUCA